GCCACUUGCGACCCGACGACGUUUGAGACCUGUCGCAUUGACCCUGCCUCCAGUUGAUCCCGCAUUCGACCGCCAUUUGCACCUCGUGAGGUUCGCCCCUCCGACAACCAUGGGCGACCCCAAGAAAUCAGAUCGGCCGACCACCCGCAAUGCUGCUGCAGGCGCACCGGCCGUCAAGUCGCCCGAUCGUACCGGACCAAAUGCGUUGACGAUCGCAUCGCCUCCUGGCUCCAGGACGCCCCCUAGUAUGCCGUCGAAGAAGACUCUAUUCUACCCGGAACCGCAAGCCAGGAGCCAGAAUUCUCGGACUACCUCUGGGCCAAUCGAUGCAGAUGCCCUAGCGAAGGCUCUGAAGGAUUUUGAGGAUGCUGGACGUCCCCGCGAGAGAACACCGGGUACCAGUCCCAGCAGGAAGAGGCAGAGAGUGUACGGUGAUAGAUUUAUUCCCAAUCGUGAGGGACAAGACCUUCAGGCAACGUUCAGUCUGCUUCAUGAGGACGGUUGCCCUUCGACUCCAUCAAAGUCGAAAAAACGAGCUCCCCAUUCGGAGCUUCACUUUCAAAAAACUGAGGAAGCAAAUCGCAUGUACUCGCGGGUUUUGCGAAGUGAACUCUUUGGGAAUACUGUUCCACAGGCCGAUUUGGAUUCCCUAUCGCCGGAUCCCUUGUUGGGUAUGGGUAAUGGCAUUAAUGACAAGACCCGCUCACAUACGCCACCUUCACAUGUGGUCUCGAACCUACCACCUGCCAGCAUAACACCAUCGACGCCCCACAAAAACCUCUUUAACUACGCUUCCCCACGUGCUGGGUCAGCUCACCCCACACCUUCAAAGACUCCGCGAAGUCAGCAUGGUCCAAAUCUCAAUGUCCGAUCGGAGCUCUACAGUCUAUCACCAAUCCGCCUCGACAGCCAACGUAUUCUGGAGACGCCUCGGAAACAGCCUCGUUACGUGAACAAGGUACCUUACAAGGUCCUUGAUGCGCCCGAUCUGCAAGAUGAUUUCUAUCUCAACCUAGUAGACUGGGGCAGCAGUAACGUUCUUGGUGUGGGCCUAGGCAACUCGGUCUACAUGUGGAACUCCCAGACAGGCCGCGUGACGAAGCUCUGUGAGCUACGAGAUGAUACAGUCACAAGUGUUAGCUGGAUACAAAGGGGAACACAUCUUUCAAUAGGCACAGGCAAGGGUCUUGUACAAAUAUGGGAUGCUGAGCGCUGUCGUCGCCUCCGUACGAUGAUUGGACACACAAAUCGUGUAGGAGCGUUGGCUUGGAACGAUCAUAUCCUCACAUCCGGCUCUCGAGAUCGACUGAUUUUCCAUCGAGACGUCCGCUCCCCGGAUCAAUACCUGCGUCGCUUAUCUGGUCAUAAGCAAGAGGUAUGUGGUCUUCGUUGGAACACCGAAGAUGGCCAAUUAGCCUCAGGCGGGAACGACAACAAACUACUGGUCUGGGACAAGCUCAACGAAACACCGCUUUACCGCUUUUCCGACCAUACUGCGGCCGUCAAGGCAAUCGCUUGGUCUCCACACCAGCAUCAUCUUCUCGCGUCCGGUGGUGGUACAGCGGAUCGAACCAUAAAGUUCUGGAACACGUCGACUGGUUCCUUGAUCAAAGAAGUCGACACAGGCAGUCAGGUUUGUAACUUGGCGUGGUCGAAGAAUUCGGAUGAGAUCAUCAGCACGCACGGCUACAGCCAGAACCAAAUCGUUAUCUGGAAGUACCCUCGUAUGGAGCAGAUUGUCUCUUUAACCGGUCAUACAUUCCGUGUACUUUACUUGGCCAUGAGCCCCGAUGGCCAAACAGUCGUCACUGGGGCUGGAGAUGAGACCCUGCGGUUCUGGAAGAUCUUCAACAAACGACCGGGCAGAGAGCACGGACGUGAAGGUAGCAAGCUAGCAGAAUGGGGUACCAUCCGCUGACGAGAAAGGUUGUUGUUCAUUUCGGAAUGAUUUGGUGCCAUGGCGUCCUUUGAACUUCUCGUUGGGCUUACCAAUAUGCAUUAGAUAUGGCGUUUCCAAGGCUUUGGCGUUUCUUACGAUGCUGGGUUCUGUCCUUGGACGGUCUGGAGGAGGGUUACUUUGUUUUUCUAAAUGGGUCUAGCUUGGGCAUUUUCUUCGCAUCUCAUGGGGUACACAACAGCAUAUCAUGGGUAACUAAAGGGUUCUUUUUCUGCGUCGUUUUGCUUUCUAAUAAGUUCUUUCCGCUGGCUGCAAGAUCUCAUUCCA
Aspergillus costaricaensis CBS 115574 is the source of this 2224-nucleotide messenger RNA. Its product is annotated as WD40 repeat domain-containing protein. The record is from RefSeq and is a predicted model, not a curated record. Bases 110 to 1918 code for a protein of 602 amino acids. Gene Ontology annotation, molecular function: anaphase-promoting complex binding; ubiquitin ligase activator activity; protein binding. NCBI's taxonomy places the organism in Eukaryota, Fungi, Ascomycota, Eurotiomycetes, Eurotiales, Aspergillaceae. The transcript is spliced from 4 exons. Gene Ontology annotation, biological process: positive regulation of anaphase-promoting complex-dependent catabolic process; anaphase-promoting complex-dependent catabolic process; positive regulation of ubiquitin protein ligase activity. Gene Ontology annotation, cellular component: anaphase-promoting complex.